This is a messenger RNA of Rhipicephalus microplus (southern cattle tick), 2297 nucleotides long. RefSeq names its product tenascin-X. Gene Ontology annotation, molecular function: protein binding. Lineage: Eukaryota; Metazoa; Arthropoda; Arachnida; Ixodida; Ixodidae. The record is from RefSeq and is a predicted model, not a curated record.
CCGAUGUUGCCAACUUGAUGACUGCUGGUGUCGAAAAUGGUUUCAUUACUUUAACGUGGCAGCGACCGCGUGGUCGGUUCGACUACUAUUCCAUUGCAGUCACUGGGAACCUCCCUGGCAGCAAGAAUAAUGACAAACAGAUGCUAGGUCUAUGCGCCAAUGGCACCAUCAUUCGCCCUGAGCAGACGCAAGUAACUUGCGGACCAUUUAAGCCUUGCACAUUUUUGUCCUGCACCGUGCACACUCAUUUGAACGGGCCACCGGAGCUCAUGUCAUCUGGAGUGUCAGUCAAAGACAUCGUCAUACCUGGCCAAGAACCACCUCAACCAAAGAACGUAAAAAUGGUCCCGAAGUCUUCGUCACUGACACAAUUGCUGUGGGACUAUCAUGACAGCGUGACAUAUGGUGUCAAGUCCUAUAUUGUCCAGAUAUGUCGAACGUUCCAGGCGUGUGGCCCAAUGGAAAUCUUGGCUGAUUGCGAGCAACAAGAGACCUCCCAGGCGUGGGUAACAUUCAACAGCACUGCCGAUACCCUGUACUGCAUACUGGUCACGGAAAAAAGAACUUGCGGAGUCCACAAAUUCGAGAGCCAGCCAGCAGUAGCGGAGUUACGGACACCAAUCUUUGAACUUCCUGAUGUUUCCAACUUGACGGCUGAUGUAAGAAAUGGCUACAUUACGUUAACGUGGAACCGCCCACCAAGUCGAUUUGACUAUUAUUCUAUCGAAGCCUUUGACAAUGACGUCAGCAACAAAAAGAUUGACAAGCGCACGCUGGGUCUAUGCGCCAACGGCACCAUCGUACACCGUGACCAGACGCAAGUUACCUGCGGACCAUUUGAGCCUUGCACAAAGUUGUCCUGCACUGUGCGCACUCACCUGAGUGGCCAGCCAGAGCGGAUAUCUUCUGGAGUGACUGUGAACAAUAUCUUCAUACCUGCGGAAGUACCUCAUCCACCGAGGAACAUAUCUUUGGUAGCGAAAUCAAAAUCCCUGACCCAAGUGCACUGGAACCAUCCCGAUGAAAUGGCUGCCGUAAUAGAGUCAUAUAACAUCAAGGUAUGUAGAACGUUCAGGACAUGUGGCCAAGUGGGAAACUUCAGUGAUUGCGAGGAGCACGAGACGCAACAGCCAUCGGUAACAUUGAACACCACUGAAGAUACGCCAUACUGCAUACUGGUUACCGCAAAAGCACGGUGUGGAAUCGACGAAAUAAAUAGUCGGCCGAUGGUCACGGAACUGCGGACCCGAAUUUUCGAUCUCCCAGAAGUGACGAACCUUCACAUCGUGAGUGUCGGGGCGGAUUUCUUCACUGCUGCAUGGGAAAAACCCAAGGUCAACUUUGACUACUACUGGAUUGAAGUCACCAGCGCCAACAACAGCAGGCCUAAUAUAUCACAGGAUGUGGUAGGGUCAUGUGUUAACGGCACAAUAAUACGCCCAGACCAGACCCAAGUCACUUGUAGUCGUUUAGAACCUUGCGUAAACGUUGUCUUCAAGGUGCGGACACAUAUCAGUAAACCAUCUGCGCGCACUUCCCCUGGUGUCGCAUUGACGGACUUUUUCAUUCCAGGCAAAGUUCACGUGAAGAACCUUACCGUGAGCUUCAUCGGGGACGACAACUUUACCCUGACUUGGCAGAAAGGGGGAAGCUGCUUGGAAUACUACACUGUCAAGGUCACCGACAACAGCGAUGGAGACAACGGCAACGCAAGCAACGGCUUAGUGUCCUGCAACAAUGGAGCCGUGAUUACCUCGAGCCAAACAAGUGUCACAUGCGAUCAGCCGCUGACGUGCGCUAACGUGACCAUCACAGUGAAACCGCAUGUGAAAGGACUGCCGGAUAGCCCCUCAAAUGAAGAGACGCUACCCGGAGUUUACCUGUCUGGAAAAACUCCUCCCCCUGUGACCGACUUGAAGCUAGUGAAAAUCACGCACAGCUACUUCACAGUGACCUACAGGGCUCCGAAGAAAUGCUAUGCCGAUUUCCAACAUACCAUUCGGCCUUCGACUACCCGUGCGAGAGCUAGGAUUGGUGACUGUCACCUGAAGAGGGCGAUCAAUCGUAUUACAGCGACGUGCCUAAUUGGUGCCUGUGGAAAGGUCAACAUCGCAGUACAAACGAAGGCCAUCGCACCGUCGAGACGUGUCUCUGCUUGGGCCAGGUUAACGGCACUUGACACCAAGCGGAAGUGCCUCCAAUACCACCGCGUUUAGCAGGGAUAUCCGGGGUGAAUACGGCUGCCGUGGGUCUCAUUCAUGUUUUCGCAGAAUACAGCGGAUUUCAGAACUGCAACA